AUGGACGUCGAGAGAUCGUCACUGUGCAAUUGCGUGGUUAAUUUUCUGCUCGAAGAGAAUUACCUGCUGUCGGCGUUCGAGCUUCUCCAUGAGCUCCUUGACGACGGCCGCGAUGAUCAGGCGAUUCGCCUCAAGCAGUUCUUCUCCGAUCCGACUCACUUUCCCCCCGAUCAGAUCUCACGCUUUAACUCUCUUCGAGUGGCAGACCCCCAAAGUCUGUUUGAAGAAAAGGAAUCGCUGGAAGAAAAAUUAGCUGUGCGUGAAUAUGAGCUUCGUCUUGCUCAAGAGGAUAUUCAUAACAUCAAGUCUGAGUUACUGAAGAAAACUGAGACCAACUUGGAUGAAUCAAAUGGAAGAAGUGCUAAUAGUACUAAAGAUAACAUACAAAUUGUCGAACAAGUAAAGAGGGACGAGUCUUUCUUAGAUUUGGGUCCUCUGAAGGACAAUGAGCGAUUGGAUUUAAACUGUGCAGUGAAGGAGUAUUUACUAUUAGCUGGAUACCGUUUAACUGCAAUGACAUUUUAUGAAGAGGUCACUGACCAAAAUUUGGAUGUAUGGCAAAACUCAUCUGCAUGUGUACCUGAUGCGCUGCGACAUUAUUAUUAUGAGUAUCUUUCUUCAACUGCAGAGGGUGCAGAGGAAAAAAUAGCUUUGCAGAAAGAGAAUGACAGGCUGAAGUCCUUAGUGCGAAACAAAGAGAUGUCAGAUUCACAAGUCAUGGUAUUGACCAAAUCGUUGGAAUCGGUACAGAAAGAUAUCAAGGACAAAGAAAAUUUAGUCCAUGGUUUGAAGAAGACUUUGGAAAGCCAAAGAAUGGAACUAAAUGAUUGUAGAGUUGAAAUAACUGCGCUAAAAAUGCAUAUCGAAGGAUAUCAAUCUGGUAAAUAUGUUGUAGCCACAGGCUCUGAACUCAUCCAACCAGUACCACAGGGCCAGGAUGAGAAUAAUGAAAUUCUUGAGAGUGAAACAGAAAUGUUGAAAGCCAAAACGCCUUUGAGUAUGGACCCAGUUCACUCAAUGGUAAGAGAGGAAGGAAAUGAUGGAGAAGUGGACAAAGCUGAAGAUCCACAAGGAAAUGUUGAUGAAUCUUCUAGAGUUGGUACGUUGGCUGAUUUAAUGAUUGUGGAUACUGAGAUGAUGGAGAAACAGCAUUCUGAUGUCAGCAAUGCCAGAUCUGAGAAAAUGUCAAAAGAAUUACCAACUUCUUCAGGUGAAAGUGGAUUUCAUGGAGACGGAGAAAAUAUUUGCAAGGAAAAUGGAACACUUUCCUCAAUGACUGAUAGUUUGCUUACCAAGCCGGACAACCUUGAUGCUGAAUCAACUGCUGACAAAACGGGUUUGGGAACUAUUGAGAUACUUUCAAAUGCUUUGCCUAAAAUUGUACCUUACGUUCUAAUCAACCAUCGAGAGGAGCUGCUUCCUCUGAUUAUGUGUGCAAUUGAGCGCCAUCCAGACUGUGCCACUCGUGAUUCCCUGACCCAUACGUUAUUUAACUUAAUAAAGCGUCCCGAUGAGCAGCAGAGACAAAUUAUAAUGGAUGCUUGUGUUACUCUUGCAAAGAAUGUUGGAGAGUUGAGAACAGAAACAGAAUUGCUUCCCCAGUGUUGGGAACAAAUUAAUCACAUGUAUGAGGAACGUAGGCUUCUUGUUGCUCAGUCAUGCGGUGAGCUUGCAGAAUUUGUGCGGCCAGAGAUACGCGACUCCCUUAUCUUGUCCAUUGUGCAACAGCUUAUCGAGGACUCUGCUACAGUCGUGAGGGAGUCUGCAGCUCAUAAUCUCGCUUUGUUGCUGGCACUCUUCCCAAACACGGACAAAUAUUUCAAGGUUGAGGAUAUGAUGUUUCAAUUGGUUUGUGAUCCCUCGGGAGUUGUUGUCGAGACUACUAUCAAGGAUUUAGUGCCUGCUCUAAUAAAUUGGGGAGAUAAGUUGGAUCAUAUGUUACAAAUUCUUCUCUCUCAUAUCUUGGAGUGUGCUCAGCGUUGCCCACCUAUUUCUGGGGUUGAAGGUUCCAUUGAGUCACAUCUACACGCGUUAGGCGAAAGAGAACGUUGGAAUGUUGAUGUAUUAUUGCGGCUGCUUGCCGAACUUCUUUCAUGUGUCCACAGGAGAACUCUUGAGACUUGUCCAAUUUCUUCAGUUUCAGAUUCAUCAACACUAUCAUUCACUCAAUCAUUGCUUCAUAUAUAUGCGGAGGGACAAGUGGAGUGGCCUGCCUUUGAGUGGAUGCACAUGGACUGUUUUCCCACUUUGAUUCAGUUGUCCUCUUUAUUGCCUCAGAAGGAGGAUAAUAUCAGAAACCGUAUAACUAAGUUUCUGCUGGCAGUGGCUGAACGUUUUGGGGAACCUUACUUGACACACAUCAUGUUGCCAGUGUUUUUAGUAGCUGUUGGAGAUGAUGCUGAUAAAAAAUACUUUCCAUUCAAAGCCCAGUCCAGACUUAGAGGUUUGAGGCCUCAAUCUACAAUAGAUCAGAGGAUUGCUACAAUGUGUGUACUACCACUUCUUCUGGCGGGCAUACUUGGUCACCCAAGCAAGCGUGAGCUCUUGGCCGAGUACUUGAGGAAUUUACUGAUUCAAAGUUCUAAUCAGGAUAAUCAGUCAGCAAAUCACGAGAUCAUAAAUUCUAUUCGCUUUGUUUGUACCUUUGAAGAAAACCAUGGUAUAAUAUUUAACAUUCUAUGGGAAAUGAUUGCAAGUACUGCUGUAAAUCAGAAAGUCAAUGCUGCCAAACUUCUGAAAGUCAUUGUACCAUAUAUUGAUGCAAAGGUUGCCUCAUCCCAUGUCUUACCAGCUCUAGUGACUCUUGGUUCAGACCAAAACCUAAACGUAAAAUAUGCAAGCAUUGAUGCUUUUGGUGCUGUAGCACAACAUUUUAAGAAUGACAUGAUUGUUGACAAAAUACGAAUUCAGAUGGAUACUUUUCUUGAAGAUGGAUCACACGAAGCUACUGUUGCUGUGAUUCGUGCAUUGCUGAUUUUUCUGUUUACGGGAUUGCCCCCUCCUUCAAGUGAUAUAGGACGUCGGAGAGAAAGAGCUAAUGCAUUUUGUGAAACAAUUCGUGCUCUUGAUGCAACAGACCUUCCUGCUUCUAGCAUCAGGGACUACCUCCUUCCAGCAAUCCAGAAUCUAAUGAAGGACACAGAUGCCCUCGACCCAGCCCACAAGGAGGCCCUCGAGAUCAUACUCAAGGAGAGAUCGGGCGGGACCUUCGAGACCAUCAGCAAGCUCAAUAUUAGUGCAAUGUCUCGGCAAAUCCCCCGUUGGAAGCUCCACUAUUCGUCGAGCUGCUCACCAUAUGUCGAGAAGGAUUUUGGUAAGUGGUCAAGGGUUUCUGAUCGAACAAUUGAUACUCUAAGGGAGAAUUUUCGUUCAAGGGUCGAGGGUUUUGGAUCGGGCAAUUGA
Striga hermonthica is the source of this 3402-nucleotide messenger RNA. The record is from the annotation of a GenBank genome assembly. NCBI's taxonomy places the organism in Eukaryota, Viridiplantae, Streptophyta, Magnoliopsida, Lamiales, Orobanchaceae.